UGUCGGCUUUCAUUUCAAGUCCAGCUCUUUUUCUUUUCUUUUCUAUUUUUUUUAAAUUUAUUUUUAUAGUCUAAAUCGUGAAAACUACGUGCACAUCUGUGUUGGAAAGCUUCAACCUUUCGGUUGUGCUUUCAUUUCUUUUCCUUUCUAUUUUUCAAACUUUUCUCAUUGUAACAACUUUGGCUUAUUUGUUAAUCAUCAAUUUGGCAAAUGGGUUCCUCUGAUUUGAAGCUCCUUUGCAUCUGAAUGUUCAAGCUUUUCUCUCCUUUUUCACAUGAACAGUGUCACGUUUCACCUCAGAUUAUUGAUUUCUUUUUGGGAGGACUGGACUUUAUUCUGUUUCAAACAUUCAAUUUGUUCCAUUAGCGAGAAAAAACAACCAAUUUCUUCUUCUGAAGUCACUUAAGUUCCUAUGCCAUGGCUGCCACGGCGACUUCAUCGGCCAAACCACAGAGAAUCCACGGUUUGAUCACUACUUUGGUUUCAGCUUUUCUUGAAUGGUUACUGAUCUUUUUUCUGUUCAUCGAUGCUGUGUUUUCAUAUGUAAUUACAAAAUUUGCUCGUGGCUGCAAAUUGCAAACACCUUGUCUGAUCUGCUCGAGGCUCGAUCAUGUUUUGGGCAAAGAAAAAAUGGGAUAUUAUUGGGACUUGAUGUGCAAUUGUCAUAAAUCAGAGAUUUCUUCCUUAGUACUUUGCCAUGCUCAUAAUAAGCUUGUAGAUGUACAUAAAAUGUGUGAAAGUUGUCUCUUCUCAUUUGCAACUAUAAACAAAUCUAAUGCUGAAACUUAUAGACUGUUGGUGGGUAAAUUGGGUGAAGAUAUUAACUCUGAUUUUGAUCAGGACCCUUUACUCGGGGAUCAUAAGAUCAGUAGCUCGAGCACAAGGAAUUGUGCUUGUUGCAAUCAGCCAUGGGCUCCAAGAGCUCAUGCUCAGGUCUUGUCUCAGUCAAAGCUAGUUGGUUUGGAGGCUGCUGAACUUGAGAGGUCUCUUUCUGGUGCCAUUGAACGUAACCAGGAUAGCCUGAAGGAGGAGAAAUCAUCUGUGUCAAUAAUAGCUAGUCAUUCUAGAAAGGAUGGGCUAGAUCCUCUAUCUCAUAUCCAAUACACAGAGCUCAAUGUAGCUUCUGAUACUGAAUCUGAAGGCAUUGAAGAGAAUCAUAAUGUCAUCAAGGAAAGAUCACUUGAGUCAAUUAUAGAUAGUCAUUCUGGAAAUGGUCAGCUUAAUCCUUUAUCUCACAUCAGAUAUACAGAGCUGAAGAUCUCAUCAGAUACCGAGUCUGAAUCUCCGUUUUCUACUGAUGAAGGUGUGAGUGCUCUUAUCCGCGGAGCAAAUGAGUACAAAGAAGAGUUCUCUGUUCAAUGCGUUGAGCCUCGUGUUGUCACUCUAGAUACUGAUUUGGCCUUUGAUGAAGGUGUGAAUUCUCCGAUACCCAAAGCAAAUGAGUACAAGGAAGAGUUCUCUGUUCAAUGCGUUGAGCCUUGUGUUGUCACUCUAGAUGCUGAUUUGGCCUUUGAUGAUGGUGCGAGUACUCCGAUACCCAAAGCAAAUGAGUACAAGCAAGAGUUGUCUGUUCAAUGCGUUGAGCCUUGUGUUGUCACUGUAGAUGCUGAUUUGACCUUUGAUGAAGGUGCGAGUUCUCCGAUCCCCAAUGCAAAUGAGUACAAGGAAGAGUUCUCUGUUCGAUGUGUUGAGCCUUGUGUGGUCACUCAAGAUGCUGAUUUGGUCUUUGAUGAGGGUGUGAGUUCUCUAAUCCCCGAAGCAAAUGAGUACAAGGAAGAGUUCUCUAUUCAAUGCAUCGAGCCUUGUAUUGUCACUCCAGAUGCUGAUUCGGCCUCUGAUAAACUCAUAGAUCCAGCAUCUGGGCCAAAACCUUCAAUUUUGAUCUCAGAGGGGCAAGCAGAUGCUGAUUUGGCCUCUGAUAAACUCAUAGAUCCAGCAUCUGGGCCAAAACCUUCAAUUUUGAUCUCAGAGGUGCAAGCAGAUGCUGUUGAGUCCUUUGAUUUCGAAUCUCCAGAAUCUACCAUUGCUGCCGGACAUGGAUUAGAACAACUUAAUUGGCAACAAGUUGUAGAGAAGGAAAACAUCCCUGCACAAACUGAAUCCCCCCAUAGUCCUGCUUCAUCGCAUACUGUAGGAAUCCCUGUUGAAGUAUCAAAAAGCUGCUUGGAUAAUACAAGGAGUGGUGAAGUUGAGGACACAUCCAUGGCCGAAUGUGGUGAGGUCUGUAAGGAAGGAGCUACGCUUAACACAACAAGCGAAACAGGUCUAGAAAGAAACCCUAUUGCUAGUGACAGUGGACUGCAAGCGCCCAAUUUAUUGGAUCUUGGUGAUGCUUAUAAGUUAGCUGUUGGCAAUAGAGGAAAACAACUCUCUGGUUUACUUGCAGAGCAAUGGAUAGGGAAGGAUGCUUCAAAAGUUAGUGAGGAUUUGAAAUUUUUACUUUCACAUUUGUCUGUCACUCGAGGCACUGAGCAACCCAUGAAUGAAAUUAGUCCUAAAUUUUCUUUAAAUAGUGAUGAUUUUAAGACUUUGGAUUCUUCUAAUUCUAUUGGGAUGCAUAUACUUCAAAAGAGGAUCUCACUUGAAAGAAAUGAAUCUGGACUGUCUAUUGAUGGAAGCAUUGUGAGUGAAAUUGAAGGUGAGAGUGUGGUAGAUCGGUUCAAACGACAGGUUGAGCAUGAUAAGAAACUUAUGACUGCUAUGUAUAAGGAGCUGGAGGAAGAGAGAAGUGCUUCUGCAAUUGCUACGAAUCAAGCCAUGGCCAUGAUUACAAGGUUGCAGGAAGAGAAGGCAGCACUCCAUAUGGAAGCACUCCAAUACCUUCGAAUGAUGGAAGAGCAAGCUGAGUAUGAUGACGAUGAACUGCAGAAGUCAAAUGAUCUUCUCGCCGAGAAGGAGAAAGAGAUACAAGAUCUUGAAGCAGAGCUUGAAUUAUAUAGGCAGAAGUUUCCAAGUGAACGAGUGAUGGAUUUUCCAUCUGAGUCAAGCUAUGAUGUGGUAACAGAUAUUGCAGUGGAUAACUCAAAAUACAGCUGCAUCGGAGAUAAACUUAAUGUCUCCAACCAAGUUGAAGAUUCAGACAUUUCUUUUAAGAAUGCAGAUGAAGACAAUUUGAAUUCUUCAAUGCUAGAGUUUGAAGAUGAAAAGUUAUACAUCUUGGACUGUUUAAAGAAGUUGGAGAAGACACUUCAUCUGCUUCCUGAUGAUGGUGAAAUUGAUACAGAAGAGCUAAAUUGUAAGGGUCACGAAAAUAGUAGAGCAGAAACUAAUACUUUGUCAGCACAACACAAUGAAUCAGUAUCUGGGCAGGAUUUGCAUGCUGAAGGAAACUCUUCCUCACUUGAGAAACAUGAGCUUAAUGGAAUAGAAGGCGAUGAAGUUUGUUACAGCAGGGAAAGUCCUGCAGAGUUAUCCCGAGCCACAGAUUCGACUUCUCUUGAAACUAUUGUUUCUGAUCUAAAUAAGAGAUUAGAAGCACUUGAAGCAGACCGGAAGUUUCUUGAGCACACAGUAAACUCACUUAGAAAUGGUGAUGAGGGUGUUCAGUUCAUUCAUGAGAUAGCUUCUCACCUGCGAGAACUACGAAACAUUGCAUUGAAAAAAGAUCAAACCGUGUCUUGAGCCGUAUGCAACUACACAACAAAACAAUGGUUGCACGUUGAGAAGAUCAUUAUAUUACCCAGACCAUAUAACAGUUUGAAAUAUGUAUCUUAAAUCGGCUUGAAAUGUACAGCAAAGAAUGGUGACAAGCUUACUAUAAAAAGAAAAAAAAGUUGUAAUUUUUUAAAAAGAAUCUUCUUUGUUCCCCUCCUUUUUUGGGGUCUUUUUAACAAGUUAGAAUAUUUUGUAUUUUACUUGAUGACAAUAGAGAGAGUGUUGGUGAAGAUUUUUUUUAGGAGUUGGAGUUUGCUUAUUUAAUGUAAUAUUUUUUUUUGAAAAAAAAAUAUUAGCUUUGUGAAGUUGAUGAGUGAUUUGAUUGUAAUCCAGGAGAGAAAAAAAGAAAGUGAGUGAUUUAAUUGUAAGAAAGUGAAUAAUUGUUGUGUAAAAAAAUAUUUAUUUGAAUUGGUAAAAUGAGUGAGUGAGGUUCUAUUUACCAAAAAAUAAAUAAAAAGAGUGCAUUAUUUCUUUUCA
Molecule: messenger RNA, 4131 nt
Organism: Humulus lupulus (European hop)
Lineage: Eukaryota; Viridiplantae; Streptophyta; Magnoliopsida; Rosales; Cannabaceae
Product: myosin-binding protein 1
Exons: 4
Coding region: 418-3621 (1067 amino acids)
Molecular function (GO): myosin binding
Source: RefSeq, a predicted model, not a curated record